Messenger RNA from Ectocarpus sp. CCAP 1310/34, 2082 nucleotides. Lineage: Eukaryota; Phaeophyceae; Ectocarpales; Ectocarpaceae. The record is from the annotation of a GenBank genome assembly.
CGCACGACGAACGAAGAGGUCAGCGCUCCUUCCUUGGAUAUCGUCACAUUUUUUAUGGAAACUCUCUGCCUCUCUGGGCUUGAAGUAUCGUUCGUCCUGAGCGAAGUGGUCCAAUGCCAACGAGGCGCAGAGAGCAGGUCCCUGCUGCUGCCCGACCACAGCAGCAGCAGCAGUCGGCGCAGCAGCACCAGCAGCAACAGGAGGAGAUGGUGACGACGAGGCGGCUGCUCAGGCUGCGAGGUUUCGGCUGUGGGGGAUCCUGGUGCAAGCCUCCGGUGCUGUCCCCGGACACCGCCGCCGCGAACUCGAGGGUGUCCGCCCUGGCGACCGACAUGCUGGAGAGGGGCUGGGUCACGCGAGACGAGUACCAACAGCUCCUGCAUGGCGAUCGGUUGUUCUCUCUCCACAAGUCCGAGAUGGAGGAGCAGGAACGACAGCGGCGGCGGCGACUGCGAAAUAAGAUAGGGCUCCGUCGGAAAUUGUGGAAGCAGACGCGCAUCGGCGUCGUAAGGCGCGCGCGCGCGCGGAAGGCCGAAAAGGUAUGGGUCAAAUCAACCCAGCGUGCGCCCCCCCUCCCCUCACCCCAUACCCCUCCGAAUGUGCAAUGCGCGCACCGCAACAAGGCGGGCGGGGCAGCAGCGGCGGCGGCGGCGGCGGAUGACCUCAGCAAGUCAGGCAAGGUGUUGACAGCGACUUCGGCGGCGGCGGCGGCGGCAGCGGCCGUGGACAAGAGUAAGAAGAGGAAGCAGCCGCUGGCGGAGCGGCCCCCCGACGUCUGUAGAGACCCGAUCACUCUCGACGACCUCGGCUCGUGGACGUGGGAUUUCCGUGCCAGCGAGGCCGCCACGCCGCCCGUUUCGUGCGGGGCAACUAAGUCGACGAAGCACGGAGGCGGCGGCGGUUGGAAAGGCAAGCGUUUCGGGGUGGGGGGCAAGGGGGGCCGUGGGUGUGGCGGCGGCGGGAGCGGGGGCGGCGGCGGCGGGAGCGGGAGCGGCGUCAACGGGAGCGGAAGCGGAAGCACUAGCAGCGCGGUGGUGACGUAUAACGUGGAGUCCCUGGUGCUGUACUUGCUGGAGUCGGGAGACUUUCAGGUGACCCUGCGGUUUGCUACGCACGGGCGCGUGCUCGUUUGGCUACAGUCGAACCUCGCUUAAGUUAACGAAAAUUAAGUUAACUCCCCCAGUAAAGUUAACAAUUUUUUUCGGAAACAUGGUGCCCCGCAGAAAGUAUUGCAUACAGGGGGGGUAAAAAUACAGUCCACGGACCCCCUCAAAACCAGCAGCAGCAGCAGUGCUCUCACUGCUCUGUAGACCGCCAAUAAGAGGUCUGCUGCUGCACCUGCUGUCUGUGGGUAUGGAGAGAUUCCUUCCAUCCAGCGGUGCAUCGUCUGCGCCUGGCAAAAAACGAUGCGAGGAGCCUACAUGCACGGUACCGGACUCCACGGACGAUGAAGAUGGUGGGGGUAGACCAGAGUCGUGCGUAACAUCUUCGAUGACAGAGGCCGAAGUUCGCGGUAGCCUAGAGAAGGUUUGCUCCUACUUGUACGCGAACGGAAAGGAUGGGGAGUACCGCGAGACCCAGUACCUGCUCUCGAAAGUUGUGCAUUCGUUCACUCACGAAACUCAAGUGAAGCGGCGAGCCAAGGAGGGGGGGGAGCUGCAGGCAACUCUGCGCGACAUGUGGAGGUCGUAGAGUGUGCGGUACAAACGACCAGAGCUGUGUUUGGGGUGGCCUAUGUAUGUCUUGAAUGCGUGGGACCGCAUGAGACUACUACACAGGAGUGGCUGUACAUUGCGAUCGACGAGAAAUGUGUGCGUGGGUUCAAGCGUUCCAACAUAGCAUCUUGGUUAUAGUGUUGUUUAGUAAAAUGGACAUAAAAAUAUGCUCCCUCUCACUUUUUUCAGUCUCCUCUCUCGUCAAACACGUAGUGGAGCCCAAUGCGCGUCUAUUGAGGUAUUCACCGCCUCUAUUGGCCCCGGGGAUGGUGAGUUGUGGUCCCCUGAAUUUUAAGUUAACUUCCUCGCCUUAAGUUAACUUUUUUUCGGGAAAAACCAUGUGUUAACUUAAGCGAGGUUCGACUGU